Messenger RNA from Mesorhabditis belari, 1362 nucleotides. The record is from the annotation of a GenBank genome assembly. Lineage: Eukaryota; Metazoa; Nematoda; Chromadorea; Rhabditida; Rhabditidae.
AUGCUGAAGAAUCGAGCACCGGUAUGGGUUAACACGCGACGACAAGCGAGACAAGCACGAUGGAAUGCGGAUGCGCAUUUGAGGGCUCAUGAGCGAAGUGUACAAAUCGGCGAGCAGGCGAUCAUCCGCGUCGACACUUGUCAAUUGGCUGCCAAUCGACCGAUCGAGGAUUUUUACUCGGCUGCGAAAUGCACCUCUUCAUCCGCCUAUCUCUUUGGGGUUUUCGAUGGACACGGCGGAUCGUACUGCAGUCGAUAUGUGUCGACGAAGCUCUUUCCGUACAUAUCGGCGGCCGUUUUGCGGAAACAUGCUGAAAAAGAAGUGCCCUUGGAGAAACGCUGUGAAUGGCUUUUCUCGUCCGCCGAUCAACACAUACAUUUACCAACCCAAUUGCAGGGCGAACACCGGAACAACAUUCGACGAUUUCACAGUGAUUUCAUCGAGAAACACAACGAGUUGAGCACGGUGAGGAAAGCGGUUCAGGCGGCCUUCGUCGCCCUUGACGAUGACAUCUCGAAAGAGGCACUGCCGGAUAUGAAAGGACAAGUUGAUAGGUUGAGCGCCCUCACUGCGGCGUCGGGAUCGUGUGCGACGGUGGCUCACAUUCGAAAACGACACCUACAUGUGGCCAAUGUUGGCGAUGGGGCGGCUGUGCUGGGGGUCUCCUCAGCAAAUGGCGGCGUUUCGGCGCGUCAACUAGGUCUGGCACACUGUUGGGACAAUGCUGAAGAGGUGGCCGGCAUCCGCGCCAUGCAUCCCGUUUCCGAAUCGCAAACGAUUUUUCAAGGUGGUCGUCUCCUCGGUGAACUCUUCCCGUUGCGCGCUUUUGGCGAUGUUCGAUACAAAUGGCCGAGAGAGUUGCAAAAGGUAGUUUUGGAACCGCUCGGCUCGCCGGCGCCCACUCAUCUGCAGACGCCCCCCUAUUUGCGUGCCCUUCCCGAUGUUCUCUAUCACAAAUUGACCGUCAAUGAUCGAUUCUUGGUGAUCGCCACGGACGGUUUAUGGGAGUGGCUGGACGCGGAUACAGUGGUACGAUUGGUGCACGAUCACACGCUUGGUGCGAUGACUCUUCAGCCGUACAAACCGAGGAGUGGCACGAAUUUGGGACAGGUGAUGAGCGACUUGCGCGAACGUCGCCGAGGGGAUCACAAGAAACCGAUUGAUGACAAUUGUGCAACACAUUUGAUUCGACACGCGCUGGGUGGAGUGCUUGGUGGAACGAAAGAGCAAUAUCAACGGCUGAACGACAUUCUACAGGUUCCCCCGGGGAUGGCUCGUUCAUAUCGCGAUGAUAUCUCGGUGAUUGUCAUUCAUUUCGACGAGAACUACGUGUCACAACCGUGCGACGAACACGAGAUGAAU